AUGUACUUGCUGACUGGAGUUGGGAACUGGUUUAUGGCCAGUCAGUUCAGCCAAUCUGGAGAAUCUCAGGCCUCUGUCCCAGCAUCCUCGGGAACCACGGCAGCCUCAAGUCUUCUGACUCUUGCUGAACAGCGGCUGGGCACUCAAGAUCUCCGGUUGUGGGCUGGAGCCGUGAGCAGCACCUUGCAAAGGCAAGAAGUGGAGAAGUACAGCUUUGUGAUCACCUCAACACAGGCAGCUGUGUCUAGCGGGGCUUUCUCUAUUGUGGGCAGGGACCUCAGUCCCGAGGAGGAGGAAGGAAGAGCUCCAUGGACUCGGAAGAAGCCAAAGAUGGCCAGCGCCGCCCCGUCGGGGGAGGUGAGGCUCGGGGUGCUGCUGCCGGGGCGCAACCUGAGCUACCCCUGGGCCUGGCCGCGCGUCCAACCCGCCCUGAGCCUGGCCCAGCUGCGCCCCCCAGGCCUCGCCCUCCGCACCGCCUUCGCCUCCACCGAGGGCCGGGAUGGCGACUGCGACCACGAAGUGGCCCGGUGGGAGGCCGCACAUCUGAAGUGCUCCCACGACCCGGACGUGCUGCUCGGGGCGGGCUGCGGCCACCCAGGCUACUUAGUGGGGCGCUUCGCCCAGCACUGGCAGCUGCCGUUCCUUCGAGCCGGGGCCUAUGGAGAAAGUAGCACAGCUCUCGGCAGCACGGUGGUGUACGCCGGUCCCGGGGGGCCUGCCCUCCUCGCCUUCGUGCCCCGGCUGCACCGGCGCUUCAACUGGACCUCCCGCGCCGCCCUUGUGUACGCCGAGCAGUCCAAUUACAGGCAAUACCUUUUCCCCUCCUUCAUGCGAUUGGCAGCGGACGCCCGGACCUUCGACUUCCACCGAUAUGGGCAGCCCGAGAAGGCGGUGCGGUUCAUCCGGGCCAAGGGGCGAGUGGUCCACAUUUCUGGGCCCCUGAAGAUGUUGCAGGAGAUCAUGCACCUGGCGCAGGCUCAGAACAUGACCAGCGGUGACUACGUCUUCAUCUACCUGGACACUUGGGGGGAAAGCCUGAGAGCUGAGGGGCAUCGUGAGGCCAAGAAGCCCUGGCAGAGCACAGAGAGCCAAGAUACAGGAGUCCUCCGAGAGGCCUUCCAGUCGGUGCUGGUGGUCACUGCCCAUGAGCCCCAAACCCCCGAAUACCGGCGUUUCCAGAGCCAGCUGGUCCAGCGUGCCCAGAGGGACUUUGGUGUGGCUGUGAAUGACUCCAGGGGGACGCUGGUGGCCGGCUGCUUCCACGACGUGCUGCUGCUGUAUCUCAAGGCCCUGAACGAGACGCUGCAGGAAGGUGGAACCAAGCAGAACACCAGCCGCAUCCUGGAGAAGAUGAGGGGCCUGAAAUUCCAGGGUGUCACUGGGACGGUGAGCCUCAAUAGACACAAUGACCGAGAGAUGGAUUUUGACCUGUGGGCCAUGAGGGAUGUGGAGAGCGGAGAAUUCCAGGUGGUGGCUCAAUUUGUGGGCACAGAGAAUCAGAUGAACUGGCUGGGGCCCAUCCACUGGAAGAAGGGGAGCCCUCCUCUCGACAACCCGCCCUGUGUCUUCGACAUGGAUGACCCCUCCUGUGGUAAGAGUGGGCGUGUCCAAGGCUGUGGGCCUGCCUCAGCAGAAGUGACGCUCUCCUGCCCGGCUCCAGAUGCGAGACAUCCCAUUGCCUGGUUCAGCAGGGUCUGCAUCGACCCACCCGGAAUGGAUGCUGCCCCCCCCAGCAGCUUACAGGAGGUCUCUCGGCAUCGUGUGAACCCGCCCUUGCCAAAGGCACAUUCACCCAGCAGCCCGAAAGCUGCAUUUCCAGAGGCAGUGGAGGGGGGCGCAUGCCCAGGGGAUGUGGAUCUCCAUGCCUGUGAGGGAAGUCACCUCUUCUCCAGCAAUAGAGGACUGGUGGUCGAGAUGGUGGAACUUGCAGAGAUGGCCAAACUUCCGUCUUUGACAAAAGAGAAGACUUCAUUUUAUACCUUUAUGGAUUUCUUGUGUGAAGAGCAAAAAAGGUGA
Heteronotia binoei (common prickly gecko) is the source of this 2016-nucleotide messenger RNA. RefSeq names its product atrial natriuretic peptide receptor 2-like. Lineage: Eukaryota; Metazoa; Chordata; Lepidosauria; Squamata; Gekkonidae. The transcript has 11 exons. Gene Ontology annotation, cellular component: membrane. The record is from RefSeq and is a predicted model, not a curated record. Gene Ontology annotation, molecular function: signaling receptor activity; peptide hormone binding. The coding region runs from base 1 to 2016 and encodes 671 amino acids.